UUGUUAUCAUUUUGAUUAAUGUGAUUGCAUAAUAAUUCAUUUUAUACUGACAGCGUGAACAAUUUAUAUGAAUUUUAUUUAAAAUAAAAAUAAAUAUAUAAGAAACUUUAAAUAAAAAAAGAAAAAAAAAAAACAUUUUAAAAAUGAUUGACGCAACUUGUAACUAUGUGAAUCCUUAUGCUGCCACUAAGUUCUCGAAUUCUAAUGAACGGAUUAAUAUGUCUGAAGAUGAUUUGAAACCACAAGUUGUACCGACACACGUUUCGGCAAAUAUGUACAUUCAUCCAGUAUCGGCAAUAUCGACGAGUUCUUUAAUGGCACCUAAAGGAACAAUAAUGCAAAAGCCCAUCACCAAUAACAAUGGAUCAGGUUCAGCAGCAAAAGUUCAAACUUUACUCCAACCUCAGUAUCCACCACAAACAUCAUCUACCGGAUCUGUUUCACCGAAUUCAAGUCUUUCGGCGAGUGUUUCGCCGAGUGCUUUUCCAUCGCCAACAUCGUUUUCUUCAAGUCCUCCAACGCAAAAUGUUGACUUGGGUAGCAGUUACACAUGGAAUGCUUAUACAAGAAGCCAAUUUCCAUAUGCUCAAUAUGCGACACCAGAUUAUUAUGGAAAUAUGAGCAUGUCAGCGGGAGCUCCCUGGUUUCCUCAUCAGGCAUGGACUUCCAACUCUUAUGGAUUUGGAAAUGCAUUCGAUGAUAUAGCUUUUCAAACUCAAUUACAACGAAGGAGUGUUCGAUGCACGUGUCCGAAUUGUACAAAUGAAAUGUCCGGUUUACCACCAAUUGUCGGGCCUGAUGAGCGAGGACGUAAACAACACAUCUGUCAUAUUCCUGGAUGCGAGCGACUUUAUGGAAAGGCGAGUCAUCUGAAAACACAUUUACGCUGGCAUACUGGUGAACGUCCGUUUUUAUGUUUAACGUGUGGCAAACGUUUCUCAAGAUCAGAUGAACUUCAGCGACAUGGACGUACUCAUACAAACUAUCGACCAUAUAGCUGUCCGAUUUGCUCGAAAAAGUUUUCGCGCAGUGAUCAUCUAAGCAAACACAAAAAAACCCAUUUCAAGGACAAAAAGAGCAAGAAGACCGCAGCUGUUUCGGAGGCUGAAAAGGGACUUUCGAAAAAGACGGACGAAACUGCACCAUCAGUGGGUGAUGUUAAGCCAACUCCUGUACAAGCUACUACUGUCUUACCACAGCCAGCGUUAAAACUUGAACCAACAACAACAACUACAGCUGCCUCUUCACCCGAAGUUCCUUCCGGCUAUAAUCCUUAUCAGAGCUUUUAUCAUCAGAGUUCUUCCUUAUUCCCUCCUCAGCACCAACAAUCCACAGAGUCAAGCAUACAAAGUCAUCAGCAGUCUAAUUCUUCCAGCUAUUAUCCCACAAUGACUAGCAUGGGUGAAAGCUCAACAACAUCACCAUACACCUCAUUGUCGCAUAUGCAAUACGAUCCAUUGCAAGCGAUGAGCCAAUCAGCCAGCAGCUACCCUAUGAAGACCGAUAGUUAUCCAGCUUACCCAGAAUUCAUCAGUAAUAGUAUGAUGUCAGCGCCGUCAUCGACAGUUGGAAAUUACCCUGUUUCCAUGCAUCAUCACCAUCAUCAUCCUUGGAACGCACACAGUUAUCAGAACUAAGUUUUUCAUUUUUUUUUGAAAUCCUUUGAAUGUUGCCAUAAAAGAAUGCUCAAAUAAGUCUUCUAUGUAAGAUAAAAAACAAAUACUGUUAUAAUUAUUAUUAUGGAAUGCAGUUUUUUUAUUUUCUUGUAAAUAUUAAUUAAAAUUUAGAUAAUAGAUUUUUUUUAUUUUUAAUAAUUAACAAUAUUGAUUUAAAAUACGAAUUAUAUAGCUUGUUAG
Molecule: messenger RNA, 1856 nt
Organism: Episyrphus balteatus (marmalade hoverfly)
Lineage: Eukaryota; Metazoa; Arthropoda; Insecta; Diptera; Syrphidae
Product: transcription factor btd
Exons: 3
Coding region: 144-1637 (497 amino acids)
Biological process (GO): regulation of transcription by RNA polymerase II
Molecular function (GO): DNA-binding transcription factor activity, RNA polymerase II-specific; RNA polymerase II cis-regulatory region sequence-specific DNA binding
Source: RefSeq, a predicted model, not a curated record